Messenger RNA from Aspergillus affinis, 1098 nucleotides. Its product is annotated as glycoside hydrolase family 16 protein. Gene Ontology annotation, cellular component: fungal-type cell wall. Bases 1 to 1098 code for a protein of 365 amino acids. NCBI's taxonomy places the organism in Eukaryota, Fungi, Ascomycota, Eurotiomycetes, Eurotiales, Aspergillaceae. Gene Ontology annotation, molecular function: glycosyltransferase activity; hydrolase activity, hydrolyzing O-glycosyl compounds. Gene Ontology annotation, biological process: carbohydrate metabolic process; fungal-type cell wall organization. The record is from RefSeq and is a predicted model, not a curated record. The transcript has 2 exons.
AUGUCAUUCCUUCGCUUUUUGUCCCUUUGGGCUAUCACCAUCGCCUGCGUGACGGCGCAGACCUUCACCGACUGCGAUCCGCUCAAGAAAGAUGAUUGUCCGGCAGCCCCGGCCUUGGGUACCAACCACACAUGGUACUUCAACUCGACCCUCGACGACACGAUCUGGAACGUCACCAACGGUCGGAUCUACUACACGGACGAGGGCGCCGAGUUCACCAUCAAAUCGAAGUUGCAAUCCCCCACGCUGCAGUCGAACUUCUACAUCUUCUUCGGUAUUGUCGAGUCCCACGUCAAGAUGGCCAAAGGUGCCGGUAUCAUCAGCAGUGUCGUGCUGCAGUCCGCCGAUCGAGACGAGAUUGACUGGGAAUGGGUCGGCUAUAACACCUCCCAGGUGCAAUCCAACUACUUCGGCAAAGGCAACGAUACGAGUUUCAACCGCGGUGGAUACCACGAUCUCACCAAUGCUGACUCCGAAUUCCACAACUACACCACCCACUGGACGCAAGAGAAAGUCGAGUGGUGGCUGGACGGCAAUCUCGUGCGGACGUUGAAAUACGAGGAUGCCUUGGAUGGCAAGAACUUCCCGCAAACGCCGAGCAACGUCCGCUUCGGUAUCUGGCCGGCUGGUGACUCCGGAAACAAACUUGGUACCAUCGAAUGGGCUGGAGGUGAGGUCGACUAUGAUAAGGGUCCUUACACCAUGGUGGUUCAGAAAGUGCGCGUGCACGAUUUCCACACCGGUAAGGAGUACUCGUACGGCGAUCGCUCCGGCUCGUACAAGAGUAUCAAGGUUGCCGAUGGUAACUCAACGGCCGUCGAAGAAUUGAACAAACCUCCCCCGAAGUCGACGGCGGAGAAAUGGGCCGAGCUACCUAUGGCGGCUCGGGUCGGUAUCUACUGCGGUGCCGCCGCCGCCGGCAUCAUCCUCAUCGUUGCGUUCGUCUUCUUCUUCAUCAAGCAGCGCAAGACAGGCCGUCUCGAACAUGCUCUCGAUGACGCCAAAUGGAACAGCAACCGCACCGAGAUGACCAACUUCCAACAAUCGGAAUGGAAGACACCCAGUGUUGGGCACAAGGGCUACCAACCGGUAGCAUAA